GCCAACAACUUAUCAUUUAUUAAGAGCGCGAAGUUCAGUUUGAAUUUGAAUUUUAUUCAAAUUUGGCGUCUAUUGUCCAGCCAAUAGAAAAAUAAUUACUUGGAUCCAGCCAAUAGCUAUUGUCCUCAGAGAUAGAAAACAAAAGCCGUUAAAUACCACUAUGUUCCAUGGCUUAUUGCAUUUAGCGUCAUGUUUUAAGUGGGUAGUUGAAAGUGCAUAAUAUUUUGUGCAAAGAAAAUUCGGAAUUUUAAACGGUAAUUGUUGAUUUGAAAUGGCUUCACCAAGCAAACGACUUCGACUUUCCCCGAGAUCAUCCCAAAGUCUUAGGACAACUCAGGAUACCCAGGACUCGAAGAUUACAAGUACCCCCAUAAGAUCAAGUGGAAACUUCCAUUCUCCAGACAUUUCAAGUAUAUCCUCUAGCAGAACUGUAAGAACGCGGUUGUCUGAUGUCUUUGAGGCAGAAGAUAAUAGAGAAGUUUUCGAGUCUUCUAGCAUCAGUGCCAAAGAAAAAGAUGCGAGGUCAUUGACUCCUGCUACCACAGUUUCCGAGGUUUCAUAUAUUCCAGUGGAGGAGGACUACGAUGCAUAUUUCAAUAAUUUGGGAAGAAUCAAAUAUGUAGGGACAGUUUGGAAGUUGUACAAGCCUGUGAAUGAGCAUUCACUUUAUCAUAAAAUUCUAGACGACCCUUUAAGUAUACAGGAAAUUGUUACAAAAUUGUUCUUGAAAUUCAACGAGAAACCAGAAAAAGUUGUUCACAGUUUAAUUCAACUCUGUUUGGAUGUUGCAAAUUUCCAGAAUUUUGAUGUUACCAAGUAUUACAAAUUUCGGGAAAAUUCAGAGAAAGAAAUUAUUGCUUUACUGGAAACUGAUGAAGUCAUUGAUGAUCAUGAGAUACUAAAGAGUAGUGGGAGAUACUUAUUUAUGGAGUCGAGAAGUUCCCUUGUAAAAACGAUGAAAAUGGCCAUUUACAAUUUCUUCAAAAAACUGAUCCUGGCUUCAUAUGAUAAUAACGUGCUGUUCAAUAAAUUUUUCUCGAAAAAUCUUUUUAAUUUCAUCAAGUGCAUGUCUUUCAGUAAUAUGAUGGUCCUUCGACAUACUGGUGUCAUUAUAGCUAUGAAAAUCCUGACAGCUUUAGUGAUAAUUUACAACAACAUCAUUCAUCGUCUCAACAACUCAAGUUCAUCUGGUUCUGUUGAAUCAGAAAAGAUUGAUCGAGAAAGUCAAAGAAAAGUUUUCAACAGUCUAAUUGAAUAUUUCUAUUUCAUAGUCAUUAAAAACUGUCGUUUGCAAGAAAAUAGAUUACUCCUUAUGAGAAUAGAGUGUAUACAUGAAUUUCAAGUUUGGGUGAAGUAUUUUCCAAAAAUUUUCAUCAGUGAGCUCCAAGUUUGCACUUGUUUAAACAGACUCAUAAUUGAUUCGUCGAAAGAUGUCCGAUAUGCAGCUCUUGAAGCAUUCGAACGUUUUAUAGAAUCUCCUACUAUUAUAGAGUUCCUAAAACCGAACAUAUCUGAAUUUAUAGAAGUUAUUUCUAAAAGGUUUUACGACAUCGAUUAUAAAGUGUCAGUAAAAGCAAUAGAUAUUUUUACCAUAUUGUUACAGAGUAAUGAAAACUUUGUAUCUACUCAUCAUUUUCAAUUGAUAACAAAUUUGGUUUUUGAUAAAAUUUUCCAUGUAGCAGAGGCUGCUGCUCGCUUUCUUAAAAAAUUUCUUCAAGUUCAGGAAUAUUCCUCUGAAUGUAUACUUGAAAAACUUGCAAAAAUGUCACUCUUGCCUAAUGAUUGUUCAAAACAACUUGUUGUCGAAAGUUUCCUUAAUUGUUGCUCGGAAAUGCAAAACUGGCAGUUAUAUUUGAAACUUUUGCUUGGCAAAGAAAUUCAAGAUCUGAAAAUGAGGGAAGCCUUGGCCGAAAUGUUAGCGGAGGCCAUACAUCAAAUUUUGAUUGGAAAAUCUACAAAACAGAGAACGUUUUCACGAAAAGGUAAAUAGGUCUCUCUGAUGCUUUUUAAGUCGUUUUUGCCAAUGAGAAAAUUC
Leptinotarsa decemlineata (Colorado potato beetle) is the source of this 2035-nucleotide messenger RNA. Its product is annotated as cohesin subunit SA-1. Gene Ontology annotation, molecular function: chromatin binding. Gene Ontology annotation, cellular component: nucleus; chromatin; cohesin complex. Gene Ontology annotation, biological process: sister chromatid cohesion. The record is from RefSeq and is a predicted model, not a curated record. NCBI's taxonomy places the organism in Eukaryota, Metazoa, Arthropoda, Insecta, Coleoptera, Chrysomelidae.